GGCCAAUAGUACUGACUGCUAAAGCCGCUCAGACCGACCACUUUCCUCCGAGCACCGAGCACAAAACAAACCGCCACGACGGAGACAAGAAGAUGAUUGGAAGCGCUCGACAAUUCAACAAGAAGAACAAUGACGACGGCAACAAUGCCGACGGCGACCCCAUGAAGCUGCUGGCCAUGCAAAUGGCAUCUGAAAUGAGCUUUGGAACGCUUGAACAACUUCAAGCCACCGUCAUUCCGUUCCCGGACAUCGAUGAUCGCCUACGCACGUUGGAGCUCGAAAGAGAACAGGAGGAGGACGAAGUCGAAGAGGACUAUCAAGAUAUCAAGUGGCUUUUGAACACCACCUGGGGUGACGAUGGGAUUGCAAAACUUCAACGUUUCAUCGGAUUUGUGAAGCGCGAUCGCGAUAUCGAGCUACAAAAAGACCUCAAGUCCACCCAGAAACCUGCAUCGCGUGCCGACGUCAUUGACAUGGCAAUGGAGAUGAAGGAGGAAACACGCAAGGAGGAACUAUGCAAGCAAGAACGCCGAAGCCAUCGUCGCAGCGCAAGCAUUGAAUACCGUUCUUCAUCUACUACUCUCGACAAGCCUCGUGUCGGACACCGAAAGAGCUCUUCUCAAGGGGCCAACUUUUUCGCGUCUCAAAACGCCAACAGUGGAAUGGCUUCCUUUGGACACCACAACAACAACUUCUCUUUUGGAGUCGGAUCCACCUUUGGACCCAGCGGUUUUCCUUUCGUGGCUCACCCAAACCCCAACAACGCUACGGCUCCUCUUGGUGCUUCUGUCGGCGGCGGAGCCAACGGUGGAGCUCCAUCUAACUCAGCCAGUUCUUUUCGUCGUGGAGCCCCGUCUGGAAACCGCCGUUUGUCGUUCAAACAUUUAGACAUCGCCGACAUUCGCGCCCAUUACGGUAUCAAGCGCGUCCAAGACCGCUGGGUGGACGGCUUGGGCAAUCUUUCAUGUGUUGAUUUGUGGGCAAUACUCCGGGAGCUCAAGACCAAAGAGUUUGCGCAGCAUGCAUCUUUCGUGACUCACACUCGCGACGGGAACAGUGCCCAUCCCAUCAUUGUGGGGAAGACCAAGAAGUUGCAGGCCAUUGAAUUGAUUCGGUGGUAUUUGGUUUACGGACCGGAGCGAAAGCGCCUUGGCUUUCUACCAGCUAACCCCAAUGAACGUUUGGAACCUACAAAUAUGUAUCCUCCGCCUCGAGACUACGCAACAAGUUGGGGAUGGAACGCAUCCAUGUAUCAAGGCUAUGUAAUCUGAUUUCGGAAGGAAUUAUACAGGGUCGUGACGGUGUGGGAGUUGUUGUUGUUGGUUUAUUUUGGAUUUCGUUGGAUUCGAUUCAAUCAUUCGGACAGGAGGAGUGGACAACAUCGUUCGAUUCGAUUCCCUUUGUCAGUAAUAAUACUAUAAACUUUAGCUUCGGAUCAAACCACAGCAA
This is a messenger RNA of Seminavis robusta, 1449 nucleotides long. The record is from the annotation of a GenBank genome assembly. Lineage: Eukaryota; Bacillariophyta; Bacillariophyceae; Naviculales; Naviculaceae.